UGGAACAGUUUAGAAUCUAAUAAGAAAUGAUUGAUUAUUCCUCCUAUCACUUUGUUACAUUCUUCAUGGAACCUGAUCGGGAAUUAUUCAGCAUGAUUCGAUCGUCCAGCAAAAUGCAUGUUAUCUAAUUCCAGAAAUUAGCUAUGUCGUUCCUCUGGUUUCUGAUCUUGGUAUACCCCAGUUCAAUCCAAGCUCAACAAUAUUAUGACAAGUCAGACUGUUUAGAAGGUACCAACAAUCCAGGUUCAAGAUAUAUUUGCAAUUCCAACCCAAAAUCAUGCUCUACGUUUCUAGUCUACAGAGCCAAUCAACAUUUCAAUACUAUCUCAAAUGUUUCUCGCUUGUUUCAAAGAGAUUCCGAAGAGCUGCUUCGCUUGAAUAAUCUUUCGUUUCCAUCAGAAAUACUCGAACAAGGCAGAGAAGUUCUAGUUCCUGUAACCUGCUCUUGUAUAGGUACUUUCUUUCAGGUAAGUAUCAGUUACAAGGUUCCUGACAAAACAACUCUAUCAGAAAUUGCUUGUUCUCUUUUUGAAGGUUUAGUUAAGUUGCAUACCCUUAUUGAGGAAAACCCAUCUGAAAACAAUGAUAUUAAGGUUGAUUCAGAACUUGAUAUUCCUUUGAGAUGUGCAUGUCCUGAUAAGUUGAGUACUAGAAGUGAAGUUCAGUACCUUGUCACAUAUCCUUUACUAGAAGGAGAUGCACUAAAUGUUCUCAGCCAGAAAUUUGGUAUAUCUACUAUAGAUUUAUGGGCAGCUAAUCACUUGGAACCUUUGCCUACAGUUUAUCCAAACACCACAAUUUUAGUUCCCUUGAAGAAGCCUCCUGUCAUCAAUUUCAAUAUCCCAAGUUCUCCACCUCCAAUUCCUGGUUUUCUUCCAACAAUUACAGUAGAAAAUACCACCAGUACAAAGUUGAUGACUUUGUAUGUUUCAGUUUCAGUUGUUGGGUUUUGUCUAAUAAUUAUAUCAUUGGUUGCUUGUGGGUGCUAUGCAAAGGUCUUCCGCAAAAGAAAAAUUGAUAAGUUACAAUCCUUCAAUACUAGAAGCUCUCCAAGCUCUCCUAGAUCAGGUCAAAUAGGAAGCUCUGGAACUUCUUGUAUAUCCCCUGAUCUUCUUGUUGGGAUUAAAUACUCCUUGAAAAAUUAUAGCAUAGAUGACCUCAGGAAAGCAACAGAAGAUUUCAGUAAAGAAAACAAGAUUGGGGAUCGAGCUUACAAGGGCUUGAUCAAUAAUGUUGAAAUGAUGGUGAAGCAAUUGAAGUUCGAAGAGACUCGCCAAAUUAUCGAUGUACAUUCGAAAAUAAAUCACAUCAAUAUUGUGAAGUUAAUUGGUGUGUGUUAUGGAGACAAUGAUUUCUCUUGGUCUUACCUUGUGUUUGAGUUACCCGUCAAUGGCAGCUUGAGAGAUUGCUUGUCUAAGUCAUCUAGUUCUCUUCGUUGGCAUAGGCGAACACAGAUAGCUUUCGACAUUGCUACAGGUCUUCACUACCUGCAUUAUUGCAUAUUUCCUUCUUAUGCACACAUGAGUGUCAACAGCAGAAAUAUUUUUGUAACAGCAAAUGGGAGGGCAAAGCUUGCAAAUAUAAAAUCUACUGCUGAAUCGACAACAGGAAAUCAGGACACACAGAAUGCUGAAGGAUGGACUGUGCCAGAGUCCAUCCUUUACGGCUCAGCUUCUGAUAAAGUAGACACUUUUGCAUUUGGGGUAGUUUUGCUUGAGCUUUUGUCAGGAAGAGAGGAUACUGAUGGAAAAUUAUCCAAAGAGUGCAUUGGAUUUUUAGGAGGUGAUGCCAGUGAAGGUGGCUGUUUCGAACAAUUGCAGAGCUUCAUUGAUCCAUGUCUGAAGGAGGAUUAUCCUCUUUCUGAAGCACUAUGUUUGUCUGUUUUAGCAAAGGCAUGUGUUGCAGAUGACCCUUUGCAUAGGCCAUCUAUGGACAACAUAUUAAAAGUCCUUGUCAGAUUGGUAUGAUUGACUGCAAAAGAAUUAGAAAAGAUAAUUAUCCAGUUCUUGUAAUUUUAAUUAUAAUUGUAUUUAAUACUAAUUCGUACAUCUAUGGCAUAUGUCUAGUUCAUGUGUA
Molecule: messenger RNA, 2076 nt
Organism: Ricinus communis (castor bean)
Lineage: Eukaryota; Viridiplantae; Streptophyta; Magnoliopsida; Malpighiales; Euphorbiaceae
Product: lysM domain receptor-like kinase 4
Exons: 1
Coding region: 144-1967 (607 amino acids)
Biological process (GO): protein phosphorylation
Molecular function (GO): protein kinase activity; ATP binding
Source: RefSeq, a predicted model, not a curated record